Numida meleagris (helmeted guineafowl) is the source of this 9491-nucleotide messenger RNA. RefSeq names its product highly divergent homeobox (gene HDX). Gene Ontology annotation, molecular function: DNA-binding transcription factor activity, RNA polymerase II-specific; RNA polymerase II cis-regulatory region sequence-specific DNA binding. The coding region runs from base 320 to 2410 and encodes 696 amino acids. NCBI's taxonomy places the organism in Eukaryota, Metazoa, Chordata, Aves, Galliformes, Numididae. Gene Ontology annotation, biological process: regulation of transcription by RNA polymerase II. The transcript has 11 exons. The record is from RefSeq and is a predicted model, not a curated record.
CCGGCCGGCGCUGAUCUCACGCUCCCAUUGGCCGCUGUCUGCGCUGACGUCACGAUCAUGAUGAGAAUUAAUGAUCGGAGGCGCUGAUUUCAUUGUGUGACGCCGGGACCGACCCAGCCGAAACCGGCUGAAUCCGGAGCCCCGAGCCCCCCAGACCGGCCCCGCGCAGCACGUUUCAAUGUGUUGCCCACCAGCUGGACACCUGGUUUUCCGAAAAGCUCCAAUGUGUCUUUUCUAAGCUUGGAGAGUCAAGUUAAAAUUAAAUUAUGAUAAGAAUCCAUGUGGAUUUCUAACUUGGAGUCUUCAGUUCAAGAUAAAGAUGAAUCUGCGUUCUGUAUUUACUGUAGAACAACAAAGGAUAUUACAGCGUUAUUAUGAAAAUGGAAUGACAAAUCAAAGUAAAAAUUGCUUUCAGCUCAUAUUACAGUGUGCACAAGAAACUAAACUGGACUUCAGUGUAGUCAGGACGUGGGUUGGCAAUAAAAGAAGGAAGAUGAGCAGCAAGAGUGCUGCAGAAUCUGGAGGUGCUCUCCCAGGGACCGCCCCUACUGCUCCCUCAGUACCACCAGAAGCAGCAGUUAGAAAUGUGGUAAAUAUUGCUCGAUCCCAAAGUCAGCAGUCUUCUUGGACCUCUUCUAAUAACGAUGUAAUAGUUACUGGUAUAUACAGUCCUGCUAGUUCAUCCAGUAGGCAAGGAUCCACCAAGCAAACAAAUGCUUCAAUGGCAGAAAUACAUAAAACCUCUAUUCCAAGACUACCAGGGAAAAUUGACACAGACUUUCAGCAGCAGCACAUCCCUAUAGGACGACAAAUACCACACUGUAAAAAUGCUUCCCUAUUAGUAGGGGAAAAGACUAUUAUUUUAUCUAGACAAACAAGCGUACUGAAUUCUGCGAACUCCAUUUAUAGUCACACGAAAAAAAGCUAUGGUGGUUCAUCAGUCCAAACUGCAGAGUUGGUGUUACCUCAGAAACCAAUGAUAUGCCACAGACCCUGUAAAGCUGAGCUCAUGGGAUGUCAGAGGUUACAAAAACCAGAACAUGCAGCUCUUACAUCGCAUAUGCCCCCUGGACAAAGGGCUAACACUAGGGACCCUUCUUGUAGCACACAAAACCUGGAAAUCCGUGAGGUGUUUUCUCUGGCUGUUACAGAUCAACCUCAAAGAAUUGUGGGAGGAAGUACAGCACAGAAGCAUUGCUCAGUGGAAGGCAGCUCUCUGUCCAUUGCGAUGGAAACUGGAGAUGUGGAUGAUGAAUAUGCUAGAGAAGAAGAACUAGCAUCCAUGGGAGCACAAAUACAAAGCUAUUCAAGAUACUGUGAAAGCAGCAGUUCUGUUCGAGUGGAGAACCAAAGUGCAGCCUUGUCUGGGCCAGGAAGAAAUGUGAGCUGUAGUUCUCAGAUGGUGAAUGCCAGGGACAUGCCUGAUGGUAUGCUGUAUCACAGCAGAGACUACCACUUGCCUGCACGGACCUCAUUACACACAUCCAGUACAUUAUAUAACAGUGCUAAUACAUCAAGAAGUACUUUUUCUCCUCACUUUACAUCUUCAAAUCAACUGAGGCUGUCACAAAACCAAAAUAAUUACCAGAUUUCAGGAAACCUUACUGUGCCUUGGAUUACAGGUUGUUCCAGAAAAAGAGCAUUACAGGACCGCACACAAUUUAGUGACCGAGACUUAGCUACCCUAAAGAAAUACUGGGACAAUGGCAUGACCAGCCUGGGCUCAGUCUGCAGAGAGAAAAUUGAAGCUGUUGCUGCAGAAUUAAAUGUGGACUGUGAAAUAGUACGGACGUGGAUUGGGAAUCGAAGACGGAAAUAUCGUUUAAUGGGGAUUGAGGUCCCACCCCCUAGAGGAGGUCCUGCUGACUUCUCUGAUCAAUCUGAAUUUGUUUCUAAAUCAGCACUUAAUCCAGGAGAGGAAACUGCUACUGAAGUGGGGGAUGAUAAUGACAGGAAUGAUGAAGUAUCAAUCUGCUUAUCUGAAGAAAGCUCACAAGAAGAGACAAAUGAAGCUCUUCAAAAUGAAGAAAUUCAUCACAAAGAUGAUGACCGGAAUCCAGUAUCUGCCGAUAAUGUGAAAAUAGAAAUUAUAGAUGAUGAAGAAAGCGAUAUGAUAAGUAAUUCUGAAGUGGAUCAAAUGAGCUCUCUUUUGGAUUACAAGAAUGAAGAAGUCAGAUUCAUUGAAAAUGAGUUGGAGAAUCACAAACAGAAGUAUUUUGAACUGCAGACGUUUACGCGGAGUUUGAUACUUGCUAUUAAAUCAGAUGACAAAGAACAGCAGCAGGCACUGCUCUCAGACUUACCUCCUGAAUUAGAAGAAAUGGAUUUCAAUCACACAUCACCAGAGCCUGAUGAUACCUCAUUCAGCUUGUCGUCUUUAUCGGAGAAAAAUGCCUCAGACAGUUUGUGAUUUUACUUCAUUUUUUUUUAAUUAUUUCUAAUUGACAGAAAGAAACCCCACGUAAUGUGUAGGUUUCCAGAGAACAGCAUUUUGCUAUACAGUGUUCUUCAACCCAAAAAAGGAAAGCCCAAGGUGAAGUAGACUUCCCUGAAGACUGACUGUAGUACAGAAUGGCUGCAGUUCGCAAUGUCAAGAAAUGUUGAGUGUUGUUUUUGCUAAAUGAAAGAACUGUGUGAGGAAAUGUUUCACUUUUAGCAGUUUGGCCUUGAUUAGGAUAACUUCUGACUUUCCGGAAUAACACUUGCUCUGUAGCAAAGAUGUUUUGAGCAGGGAUCCAAGAGUGGAAAACAAAUGUCCUGUUAGACAAACAGCUAAUUUUUCAGAGUUGCUUGCUCACUAUUCCUGGUUUUAAUUGUUUUCCUCAUUUUGACUCAGGUAGGUGGACUGAAAAUUGAGAACCCAAAUAGAAUAAUGAGCUUUUUUGAGUUGUGCUUGAACUCUUUGCAAAUCUGAAAUUAAACUGAGGUGUUUUUCAUCAUAUGACUUCAGAUUGUUUAAUCAUAAUGUUUUGUGACCAAAACAGUUGAAAACACUUUGAAAUGCUAGCUGAAUAAUUUGAAUCAUCACUAAAUGGUUGAUGUACAGAAUCAGUCUGUAAGCGAUCCACCAGUGAGAUCACGUGGGAGACCCGGUAGCUGCACUGUGUGACUUUUUCUGGUACUCUCCCAACAGCAAUGGGUUAGACAGGUUUACACUGCUAUUGGGGGUUUAUGAUUCUAUGAAUGUAGUUACAUUUUUUUGUUUGUUGAGAUGCAGUGCUGAAGUUCUGUUCAUUAAGUACCAUUUAUAUAGACUUCAGCAAACCUUACUCCCUUUUAUCAAGACACUCUCUUAAAUCCAUUAUGCCCUGAAAGGCAUUUAAGUGUUUGGAAUUGAGCGUUACAGACUUUCUACAUGUGACCUGGUUUUGAAGUAGCCGUGUCUGACAAAUUUUUUGGCUCUGCCAUGUCACAGUUGCCAUUUUUAACUGUGAGCUUGAUUGCAGGCAGUGACUGAAAUGAGUUUCUGCUUUCCCAGCUGCUGGUCGCAUUGAAUCCCUUUCCUCGUCUGAAUAAAUGGAUGUGCAGACACAUUCAGAUGAAUUUAAUAGGGUUUGUGGGUGCAUGCCCACGUUAUUAAUGCUCUGUAUCUUCUAAUCUGAAUAUUCCUCAGCAGGCAUUUUUGAAACCUACCUUCACAGUUUGUAAAAAAAAAAAAAAAAAAAAAAAAAAAAAAAAAAAAAGCCCAAUCUUUCAAUUUUACACCAAGUAAUAAUACAGUCUGGUGAGUCCCUGUUCAUGCAGUGCAGUAAGUAAUCCCAUUAAUUUCAGCGUAGGUACCAGGUGUGGGCCAGAAGAUUCAGGAGUGGUGGCAGGUAGGGGAUGACCCAAAACAUUUUUUUCUUUAACACUGGGAUUAACUCACUAAUGAUUUCAGGGUUUCUCAGUCUGGUCCUCCCUAAUCACUCCUGCAGAUUUUGUAUUUGUAGGAUCUGUACUGAGCUCUGCUUUUUUUUGUUGUUGUUGUUCCUGUUUCUGUGUUGUACUCGGUCAUGGGGGAUUUUUAACAAUCUUGCUAAGUGCCAGUUGCAUAAAGGAUAGUAGAAGUUUUAAACAUUGGGUUUUUAUUUCUUUUUCUUUUUUCUUUUUUUUUUUUUAAAAAAAAAGGUUUCACAGUUCUGAAAUUCGGACUGCUAUACAAUUCAGUUAGUAUUCAGUCCUCAAAAAACCUCUUACAGAGUAACCCCACAAAAGGAAGCUGUUAGGCCUGCAUUUGAGUUAAGAUAUUAACUGCUGAAAUACCACACCCUGGCUGGUAGAUGCACACUGAUAGACUACUCAAAGGAGGAGCAUUAUUUUACAUGCCUGCUGAAAUGACCACCAACUUAAAAGUAAUUAAGGUUUGUGAGCAGAGAUCACAGUACUAGCCUUCAAAUGUAAGGAAGAGCUCAACUGUAAUUCUGCUCACUCUGGAAAAAAUCUUUUAUGAAGGGUUUUCUAUACUGAGUUAACAAUACUCUCUGUUACUGUUCUCUCUAGAUAGGAAAUUUGUGCCACUGACAAUGAAACCUCUGUAAGCUUUGCUGAAAUUAAAAAAAAAACAAACAAAAAAAAAACAAAAAACAAACCCAACCAACUGUGAUUUACCACUAUAUGGACCCAAUUUUCCUGCUGCUUUUGCUUAAAUGCCCCAUACAAAGGGCAGGAUAGACUUGAUUUCACAGUCAGUUUCAUUAUCCACUUUCAUACAAGCAAAUUGUAAUUGAUAAUAACUCUCAUUUGCUCUGACUUGCUUUUAUUUCAUGUGCCAAACAAGUUGAAGGAAUUUUGAAUGAACUAUUGUCAGAUUCAAGCACUUUUGCAAGUCCCUUUGCUAAAGGAACUGGAACUCCUCUUUAGGAAGCUCAGCUAGAGCUCUAGCUGCAGUCUGCACCCACAUCGUGCCUCUGGGCAUGUUGUUCUAUGGUUCUCUUCUGCAUGGUGACAAGCCAAAGCAUUGUACAGUAUUCCUGUUUUCAUACCCUGAAACAUUUGACAAUAUUACAGCGAUUCAGAAAGAAGGUGUGUAUAUGAUAUUCCUGUAUAGCAAAAUAGGAUACACGGGAUAGUACUGUACAGCUGUUUGUUCGGGUUAAUAUUGCAGCAGCAAUAGUUUUUCAGUACAGUGGCCGAAAGGCUACACACUUGCUUAGGAGAUUCUGUAGCAUAAAACAUAAUGAUCCUUGAGAAUGAUGGAAAAUACAUAUCUAAGUCUUGCGGAUCAGACUGGCACCACACAUGCUUUAUGGCUUUGUGAUUUAGGAUUUUGUUUUUCUUUGUCUGUGUCCCUGACAGACAACUUAAUUUUCUACUCAAAUGUUCUACUCAGAUUACAUCCAAAUCCAGAUACCUGCAUCUAAUUGGGCCUUAGAACAGUGUGAGGGAGUUUGACAUUGUUGCCAUCUGUUUUCCUGGCCAACUUUGUCUUAGCAGUUGUGCUGAUGAGCAUCAAAUUCUAGUAUGGGGUCACCAGGAUACUCAUUUCUGCUCUGAAGGUGCUUUAGAAGAUGGAAAAUUAUAGGUGAUAUCUGUCUGGGUCCAGGUCUUGCUUAGGGUUUUGGUUUGUGUUCACCUCCUCUGAUCAGAGGAUGACCACAGAACACACAUUUGUAUGGAAAAUACCUGACAAAAAAAGCUAAUACUGUGUUGUGUCAUAAUGAAAGAAAUAAGCCUCUCUUUGCUAUCUCACUGAUGUGGAUCUGUAACUUGAAUAAUGACAGCAGCAGCCAUGCCGUGAAUUGAUGUUCUCAGCAUCUUUCUGCUAAGGCUCUCAUUUGCUUUGUCCAUGGAAGAUGACUUUGCAGGCGUUAUUUAUGCCUAAUGCAUCUGUAGGAAUAUGAAUGAUUAAGUAUGUCUUUCUGAAGAAGCCAAAGUGGAAGAAGGUAGUUCAGAACAGACACUUUAAAACAGAAACGGGACGCUCUCCCUUCCUUAGGGAGCACUGAAAUUCUUUGAUGCUAGCAAGCUUGCGUAUACUUCAGAAAGCUGUUUCCUGAAGCUAUGCCUCUUUUCAUUUCCCUGCAGAUGAUGCUUCUGUCAAGUCUAUAGGUCUAGCAGGAAUGAGUAAUAGUAAAUAUUCUAAUAGGUAAAUUUUGGCAGGUUUAAAAGUACGUGAACAGAUGUACUAUACAAGUGUCAAUUUCCUUGAGUACCUGGUUCUUGAAGCAGCACUGCACUUUAAUCUUUCCAAGUAUUUCUUUUUUGCUAAGGCAAUAAAAAGUCUGAAAAUGACAAGCAGAUCAUGGGCUUUGCAGUCCUCUGAGUAAAAGAAAAGGAAUGUAUUAACUUACAGCUUCAUCUUCUGAACUCGGGAAGCAGCUCAUCAGGUCUCCUCUCCAAACAGAGGCAGCAAUAUCUACUGUUGUCGUUACAGAGUUGAAAUGAUAGGACAAAUCGACCAUAUCAUGAGCAUCUUUAUUGUGGAAAUUACUGCUCAGAGUUCAUCAGCUAUCUGAUUUGAGGUCUCUGCUGCACUGCCCUGUUGGUGACAUUCAAGAUGAUAAUGCACAGCACUAACUUUUCCAGAGGUACUGUAGUCGUAGCUGACUGUUGGUCUCAGGAUAGUGAUAGAAGACAAAAAUAAUAUGCAUAAAUGGAAUAGCACACAGAAUAUCUGAAACAUGAAGAAUUAGCAAUUUGUAAUGUUGCAACCAAAAGCUUAAUUUACUACCUCCAGUCCUGCUGCCCAGAUCCUUCGGCUCAGCUGGGAAUGAGGAGGCUGCUUUAUGCGUUGGAGGGACUGGCAGCUGCCUGUCCAGCCUUCAUUUCAGGACUCCGCCUUUUUUGCCCCAAAUCAUCCUAACAAUAAGUUCAUCAGUUGUCAGAUGCCUGGUCAAAGAGGAGAUGGUUAUUAAGAAAAGCUGUUUUAUGGAGUUUGAUUUAUGAACCAAUUCAUAUUUUAGCGCAUGGGCCAAAUGCUAACAGUUGUGAGCAAAACCAAACAGGCGGUGCCACAAAGCGCUUCCAGUGGUAGGACAGGGUUCUGCUCUUGACUGAAGAGUAUUUGUUUCCGUAAGAGGGUGCCUGACACUUGGCUCAGAAGACAACAGAUGUAAAAGGGGCAGAAUCAGAAGCUCGGGCUUGUGGUGGUGGGUGUUGUUUUUAGACAAAUAAGCAUUCAUUUUCAAUAAAAGAUGCUUAAGAAUGUCUCUGUAAGGAAAGGGAUUUCAGGUCAGUGCUUUGGUUCCGGUGAACGUUUUACUGUAUUACUGAAUGAAGUAAAUCUUUUCCAGUUCUGUAUUUCGUUUUACACACGCUACCUCUGAAACGUAACACCACCUUUAAAACCACGCAGAAAAUGUGAAUUAAAAAAUAAAGUGGAAAAGCUUUUAUAGGCAAUAAAUUAUUUCCAACACACAUUCUCCAAUUUUGUGCCUGUUUUUUAGUUGUGUGAAACAUUCAGUUUGUUUUUUGUUUUGGUACUGUUCAUGUACUUGUCUCGGUCUAUGGACAGGGAAGUAAUAAAGAUGUGAUAUCUGGAAAAAAAGAUUAGCAUAUGUUAAUGGUAGUAAAUAUUUAUAUUAAAGCUCAAGGAUGAUACAGUAAAUUGUUGCAGCCGUACAAGUUUUUGGUACAGCUAUUGUAAGAAAUGAAUGUUAUACUUAGAAAUAAUCUGGUACUGAGUGACUGAUGUGAUGCUUCUUAGUACACUGUAGAUGGACUGAUCAGAGGGGUCAGUCAGAUAAUGAGUCUCAGCAAUGUAAUGAGAAGGGAUAGGAUUUUACUUUUUCUGAGGUACCACAUCUUGUAAGAACGCUCUCAUCUUUUAGUUUCCGGUGUCUCUUCAUUUUCUAAUAUAUAUAUUUUAAUAACCCUAUGUAUAAAAACCUCUAGGAACCAUUCUGAUUUGCUUGUAAGCAAGUGUGAUGUUAAAAUGAGUCAGUGGCAAGCUACAGCUCCCAUGUAAACGCAGACCGUUUUGGGGUAGCAAAAUGUAAUCUUAAAAAGAAGCAAGUCCCUGUAAUUUGCCCCGUCCCAUCUGUGCCUACAGAAGAUGGGGGCAGGCUGGCGCAACGGCCGCGCCCUGGGAGCUGUGGCGGCAGAGAGGCACCAAGUGCCAGGGCAGCUGCGUGGCUGCGGCAGAGGCCUUGGGGGUUGUCCAAGGGAAUGAGAAUAAACGGAGAAAUGUCUGCACCUCGGACAACAAGAGCGUCUGCAUUAUCUCAGAUUUUGUGCAGUACAGCGUAUAAAAGCGCUGGAGAAUCAGCUGCAUUGUGUUCGGGAAAAAUAUUCCUCUCCGACAAGAAUGAUGUUCUCUGAGUUCUAGAGUUACUGAGCGCGUACGUGAGUCCAUGUAUGCAGAAUUACAGUGUGCACAAAGAACACGGUAACAUUAGCACCUACAAAGGUACUUUCACCUAAAAUAUUAAUGUAAUUCAUAUAAAAAUACUUGAUUUGAGCUCACUUGUGUAAGUUUUACUGUAUUGAUCACGUAGUUCUGGACAUCUGUACAAAUACAGAUUAUAGUUCAGCUGCAAAACUGGUAGUUUUUAGGAUUGGAAAUUAGUUAAAAUGUCUUCAGUAAUGAUAUCUGUAAGUGAUCUUGGCAAACAAACAAACUGCUGUAUUUGUGAAACGGUAACGAAUCUUCUGCCGUGACAAUUUCUGUUUUAUUUGCACAAAAGGUAUUAAUUCAAUUUAAUUUUUCUUCUGACAGUUUAAACAUUAUUCUGUAUCGUAGAUGUUUUUGUUAGUCUACAAAAAACAAUCUUAAAACGAGGAUGAUUUCUUUCUGGGCCAGUCUGCCAAGGCCCGUAACCCGAGUGAACUGAUGAAUCUGUGUGACACGUCACUAUCUGUAUGGCACCUCUAUUCUUUGUAUCGGUACGUGUAGCAAAAACAAACUGCUCUCAACCUUGACCUGCUGUACCUCCAUGCAGCCCAGGACACUGGAUCUUGGCUGGUUUGAGAGAUGGACGCCUAGUGAAAUAUUCCAUGCAUUCAUACUGAUUUUUUUCUUGUUGUUGUUCAGUAUAUAUAAGGGUAUUUAUAAUUCUGUACUAACAGAAAUGCUCAUUUCCUUCUUUAGAAGCCUGCUCAGCUAUUUUUAUAUAAAAUGUUGGUCUUUGCCUUAAUUUUUUUGUGAAGAGUUGUGCCAUAGAUACUUUAACUUAUCCACAGAUAGUUUACGGGAUUUGCUUUGAAUUGUCUUUGGUUAAUUAUUUUUCCCUAAAAUUGUUCAAAAUUGUUUUCUCCUCCAAGUGUAUGACGAGAUUUUUUGCUUCUUAAUUUUUAUUUUGUUACAUUUUGGAAGAUCCCAGGGUUUGCAUGCUUCGGUUAGGACCAGCCCUCUCUCUGUAGCUUAUUGUUUAUAGUUAAAAAUGCUUUUACUGAAAAAGAAAGAAGAAAUGAAGUAAUGCUUGUUCAAAUGUAUCUAGAGCGCCCAGGCGGUCGGAGCAAAGGGCUAUUUAGCGUUGGUAAAUUUGUCUACUAGACUCAAGGAUAUUUUUCUACGUCUGUCAAGUUUGGGACUCUGGUGAAAUGAAAUAAAGGUGAACUAACUCCUUUUCCUA